Brugia pahangi is the source of this 1305-nucleotide messenger RNA. Lineage: Eukaryota; Metazoa; Nematoda; Chromadorea; Rhabditida; Onchocercidae. The record is from the annotation of a GenBank genome assembly.
AUGUCGACAACAACAUUAAAGAAGUAUGGUUUAAUUUUAAAGAAACCAUCUGAACUUUCAACUGUUAAACCAAUUGCUGCUGCAUUUGCGAGUGAUGGAGAUGAUGGGAUUGAGGCUGCAUCAUCGAGUGAAUUUACUUCAACAACAGUGCGCGCAAAAAUGCAAGCAAAGCGUGAGCAUGAAAAAGCGCUUGCUGAAGAUCCAACAAUUUUUGACUAUGAUAAUGUAUACGAAGAAUUACAAGCAAAUAAAAAUCAAAAAAUUGCAGAAAUUAAAGCUGCAGAUAAGGAACGAAAGUCAAAGUAUGCAGAACAAAUUCUGGAAGCACACAAAAAGCGUUUACUUGCGCAGCAAAGUCGAGAGGAGCGUAAGCAACAGAAAGAACGUGAAGCAGAAGCUGGACAAUUUGAUGAUAAGGAGAAAUUUGUUACGAGCGCAUACAAAAAACAGCUAGCAGAAAUGGAAAAUUUCCGUUUGCAAGAAGCAGUUGACAAUCGGCUUGACGAAUUGACAGCAGUGGAAAGGCAAAAAAGUGGCGUAUGGAAAGGUGGCUUUUAUAGGACGCUGUUGAAUGAUAUUGUUGGAGAUAGUGGUGCAAUUAAAACAGAAGAAGGAGAUAUAAAGCAAGAGAUUAUUAGCCCUACAACAGAUGUACAACAAACAAGUGUGGAUUCGGUUGAACAUGCUAAAAAACUUUCCUUAUUACGGAAAGACAGCGAUAAUGAUGGUAGAUUUCUGGAAUUGUCUACUGGUAAUCAAACAGAGAAAUCAGUAUAUUCUGAUGAUUCAGACAAAGAGCAGGAGCUCAAUAAUACGAUUUCAGUAAACCUGAAGCCUGGUUUAAAUAUUUUGAAACCACAAGUGAAAAAGCCAACAAAGGCGGAACAAAUUCGACAGCGUUUUACUCCAUCUCCUGAACAUCUGACGGCAAGUAGCAGUGGUGAUGAGGAGCUAUCAAAACGAAUGGAGAGACAUGGACGUAGUAGGGAACAUAGUUAUAGAAGACGGCGACAGGAAAAAAGCUCUGAAUCUCAUAAAGAGAAACGAAGUUCUGCAAAACAGCACGAAAAUUUUUGUGAAUAUCACUCUACGGAAAAAAAGGAGCAUAAGAAAUUUGAAAAGAAACAAAAAGGAGAGGAAAAUGAUAAACCGAAGAAAAGAAUUGUAAAGGAGAAAACGAAGGAAGAAAGGCUACAAAUAAUCAAAAAGAUAUUAGAUCAUCGGAAUGAUUCGGAGAAAGUUGAAGAAAUUCGACAAAGAUAUUUUGAGCGAAAGAAGGAACAAGUUGUUUCGUUGCCGUUAUGA